AUGGCGACGAGUAGCAAAGUGGCGGUGGUGAUCAUGGUGGUGCAGUUGGUUGUGCUAGCAGUUGCAGCAGCAGCAACGCCGCCGCUAGAUAAGGUGGCGAUGUCCCCCGUUGACAGCCGCGACCUGCCAUCCAGGCUCGGGGUAAGAAGGCUUCUGCAGGGCUGCGUAGCCCCAAACCCUAGCCAACCCACUGCCACUCUUCUCCCUCCGCCAGUCCGCCUCCCUGCGGCCACGCUUCUCCCUUUCCCUCUCCUCCUCACGCCGCCAGCCUGCCACGCCUUGCCUCCCCAACCGCCGUGGCUGCGACCUGUCCUCCUCCUCCCACCACCCGCCAGCGACCGGCCGUCAGUGCGCCAGAUCCGUCGUCACCUCCUCCAUCUUCGCCCAUCAGAUCCUGUCUCCCGCCGCGCCCCCCCAACUGCAGGCCCCGGCGCCUCUUCUACCCCAGCCAAGCUCCUUCCCACCUCCGCCCUUCGUGCUCCACCCAGAUCUACUCCGGCUCCUGGCUCCACGACGGCGGCGAGAAGGCCUCCGACGCGAGCUGGGGCCCCCGUCGUCGGCAUCCCCUCCUCCGCCACGGCACAGGUCCUCCUCCGCCGCGCCGCCGGGGCCCGAGCCGCAGGCCUGCACGCUCGUCACCCUUCCUCCGUCUCCUCGAAAUCCGCCCUCGCGCUUGCAUCGGUCGCCCACCGCUUCCUCGCGCGUGGCACAGGCCACACCCGCUGGCCGCCUUCCACCUCCGUGGACGCCGCUCCUUUCCGGAUCCGCUCGUCACCGCGGCGCCGGCAGGUGCAGAAGCACAUCGACAGUGGCGCCUCCAAGCAGCACUUCUGGGAUUUCGUCGCCGCCGAGUUCUGCUCCGGUCCGCUUCCAUAUCCGCCCGGGCUAGCGGUCCUACGGCAUCGUGCACGCCGGCACCGUCCUCCCCAUCAAGAUGGCUACAUGGCUUCUGUUCAAAAGCAAAUGCUUGAGCACAUCUCUUCAUUGUUCUGUCUUAUCAAUUUAUCAUGCACUGUUGAAAAGCAAAUGUUCUGUCUUACCAAGACAUCUAGCUUUUGCCAGUUCCAAGAUAGUGUCCCGUUCUUGUUUUCCUUUUAGGCUACCCUUUUUUAGUGCAUGUGCUCAAAUAUACAUGGUAGGUUUAUUGAUAAUUGGUUCUACAAAUACAAAGGACAUCAGAAUACCGUCUCUAGAGUAUUAGCUUUUUAUUGUAUACUCGUUUGUAUAUUCAUGUUUAAUCUCUUGUAGUGUGAUUUGGACUGAUUGUGUCCCCCUGAACUGUUUACUCCCCCUCGUAACUACAUUGUGAAAAACUUCUCUUACAUUUUUAGCUGCUCUAGCUAGUUGAUAACAAUGGAACUAUUUCGGCUUAGUUUUCCAGGAUCAAGGGCUUUAUAGGUUGAUUAAUCACUUAAUUGUACAUUGAUUAUUAUGGAUGUCUUGAGCUCAUACCAAGUGUUAUUGUGCGAAAACUGAAUGCUAACUACAAAAUGUUUAUAAACCAGUAUGGUUGUAUGUAAUUUGAAAUCUACUACCUUAGUAUUUAGCGAUGCUUAUAUGCUUCCCAUGUACUAAUCAGAUUUACUUUACCUACCGGAUUGCUUGGAGUGGAGAAAAAUUGCUGCAGCCUACAAAGUGCCACGAAAGUGCUGUUCUGUCCCUGCCUAAUAUUUGUGCAAUAUGUAAAUAUAAUUAUUGUUUAUUGUUGUAAUUAAUUAUUGUAUUAAUUAAGCAAUUGAUGUGUUUUCUUAAAAAUGGGUUUUAUUUUUGUAUGCUGUGAUUUUUGGGUUGGAACUGUUAUUUUGAUAUAUGGGCAAGGAAAAUUGGUGGGCCAAUUUUUUAUA
Messenger RNA from Panicum virgatum (switchgrass), 1844 nucleotides. Its product is annotated as gametogenetin-like. Bases 1 to 1098 code for a protein of 365 amino acids. The record is from RefSeq and is a predicted model, not a curated record. Lineage: Eukaryota; Viridiplantae; Streptophyta; Magnoliopsida; Poales; Poaceae. The transcript has 3 exons.